UACAGAACAGAUUCGUGUCGCGCGGGCCUUUAAUCGAUAGCUUUGCAACAAUCUUUCCAAAAGAUGGUAGCUCACGGAAUUAAAACAAUAAAACGAAGAACAAGAACAAUUGCCUCUAUCCAAACUCGGAUAUACUAACAUUCAAGUAACUUCCUCAUAGUUUGAAAGGUGUAGCCUAUUUCUUUUUUUCACUACUAUUGCUCUCGAAGGUUUACAAGAGCAAGCUCGCGCCAGUCGGAUGAAUUCGCCAAACCAGGACGAAGAUGAUGUGCCCGUUAAAGACCCGGUAAAAUACGGAGAGUUGGUCAUAUUGGGGUACAAUGGUUCUCUGCCCAGUGGGGACAGGGGGAGGAGGAAGAGCCGCUUCGCUCUGUACCGGAGGACCAAGGCCAACGGAGUCAAACCCAGCACUGUUCACAUCCUCAACACACCACACGACAGCAAGGCAGUCCACAGCAGAGGGCAGCACAGCAUCUCCUUCACUCUGUCCCGCAACCAGACAGUGGUGGUGGAGUACUGCCACGACAACGACACUGACAUGUUCCAGAUUGGGCGCUCCACAGAAAGUCCAAUAGACUUUGUUGUGACGGACACUUCAGGAGAGGGGAAGGAGGGUGAGGACCCCUCGGUGGCCCCCAGCACCAUCUCCCGCUUCGCCUGCAGGGUGGUGUGUGAACGCAACCCCCCCUACACCACACGCAUCUAUGCCGCUGGCUUCGACUCCUCCAAAAACAUCUUCCUAGGGGAGAAAGCCACUAAGUGGAAGAACCCGGAUGGCCACAUGGAUGGUUUGACCACCAACGGGGUGCUGGUGAUGCACCCUGAGGGCUUCCCUGAGGACAGCAGACAGGGUCUAUGGAGGGAGAUCUCUGUAUGUGGGGACGUCUACGCCCUCCGAGAGACACGCUCCGGACCCAGCCGAGGAAAACUGGCGGAGGGAGAAAGCAGUGCCCUUCGUGAUGGUUCUCUGGUGGACCUGUGUGGAGCCACUCUGCUGUGGCGUACUGGAGAGGGCCUGCUCCGCGCUCCCACCCUCCGCCACCUGGAGGCACUGCGACAGGAGCUCAACGCUGCCCGGCCACAGUGUCCUGUAGGCCUCAGUACCCUGGCCUUCCCCAGCUUGCCACGCAGCCAUAGUCUGGAGGCGCGCCAGCCCUGGGUCUACCUCACCUGUGGACAUGUGCAUGGCCACCAUGACUGGGGCCAGCGUCCGGAGCGCCAGGAGGAGGGAGGAGAAGAGGGGGAGGAAGGGAUCACAACAGUCCGCCGGGAGUGCCCUCUAUGCAGGAGCGUAGGGCCCUACGUGCCCCUGUGGCUGGGGUGUGAGCCCGCCGUGUACGUGGAUGCUGGAGCUCCCACAUAUGCGUUUGUACCCUGCGGCCACGUUUGUUCGGAGAGGACAGCCAAGUAUUGGGCGGAUACCCCACUGCCUCAUGGGACACACGCCUUCCGGCCCACCUGUCCCUUCUGCUCUGCUCCUCUCAGCAGCACCCCACAGGGCUGGACACGCCUCAUCUUCCAGGGCCCUAUCGACUAGCUCGGGCCCCCGGGAAUGGAGACCACAACUACUACGAAAAUGUGGAACCAACCAUGUCACUAAGCCAAGGGCCCAAUCCUAACUUGAGAUAAUAGUGCGGAACUAACGUGAAUAUUUCCAUUUACACUGCAUCCUUGAUGUAUUAUUUUAGACAAGUGCGUGUCACUUAAACAUCUUUGAAAAUCAUGCGUUGAUGUCAGUUUAGGAUCUUGUGUCGAAGUUUAAGUUAGACUCACGUUUCUCUCAAGGUAAGAUUUUGUCCAUAACAGAACCUCACUUUAAAAGCAAUAAGAACUCCACUAUAGCAAAGCAUUACACUCCUAGAUAAGCUAGUUGUUCCAUUAGUCAUCCAUGUUUCCAGUUGUCUCUUCAGACAUGGCUGAAUGUUGUCUGCAGCUCAAGGGCUAAACCUGGGGUAUGUUGAAGUCACUGGAUGUUCAUAUUUAAUGGUUUCCUGAAAAUAAUGGUUUCCCUCUCAGCCUAAUUUUGAACCAACAAUGUAAUGAUGCUUCCAAAGUUUUUGAUUGAAUAUUCCAUUUGACAAAAUUUGAAUUUUUCUGAAAACAAAACAUUGUAAUAUUGCGAAGCGGUUCACCUCGCAAUUACCAAUAACUUACUCUAUAGUAGCAAAGAUAAGUGAUGUUUGUGAACAUUCUGCAGUUUGACCACACCUCAGGUUGGGAACCAGUCAGACAGACAAGGUCUUUGCCAUGUGACAAUAUAGCAGAAAGAUCAAUGGCUGUGACCGAAGGUAACCUCAUAAGACAACAGUUUUUCAAUUAAAAUGUAACUAUUUUAUUAAAAUUGGGGAUGUUUGGGAUGGGUUAGGAUUUUAUUUAGAUGUUAAGAUACAACUAUUUUUUUAUCUUGAGUAUUGUUUUUAGUUAAAUGUGAUUUGUAAAUGUAAGCGUUUUCUAUAUGUGUAUGAUUAUUAUUAUUAUUAUUAUGUGUGUUCGAUGAAACUGGGAGAGCUUGUGAGUGUGAGAAAAUUGCCAACACUGUGUCACACAACCAUAAAAAAUUGCCCAGACAAUGAAUGUAGCCAAAUACUCAGGCUAUACUAGCUUAGCCUUCCAAUGUGCUCGUAUUGAAUUGUUCUAUAUUAUGCUACUAUUUUUUUAUCUAAACAUCGUGAUAUAGGUGGAACAUUUCAAAUUGCUUCAAGAAGAUGAACCCGUUAAAUAACAUACCUACACUACUUCUCGUUUAUCUUGCAUGAACACACACACACACACACACACACACACACACAUCUUGCACUGUGGAUUGCCAAACCUUGCAUUUAUGUUAAAUUGUACACAGUGUUACAUGUUAAUUAUACACGGUACUAAAUGCCUCAAGUGAAUAGAAAUGCUGGCGAAGUGAGCAGUCCAACAGAAAUCUAUAAUUUAAACAUGUUCUUUCCCAUAUAAGAAAUGUACACGCCUACUCAGCUGCUAUUCAGGGACAGAGAACAUGCAGCAGAACCGACAUGAUGUAGUUAUCUAGAAUAGAGAUAAUCGUGUCAGCUCUAUAUUACCUUUCUAUGAUGUAUUAACUUUUUCAGGUUUACAGCCGUCAGUCCUCCGCACACUACCAUGCGGUAUUUGACAUACACUAUAUAUACAAAAGUAUGUGGACACACCUUGAAAUGAGUGGAUUUGGGGGCCGCUGAAGCGCGUAAAAAUCAACUGUCCUCGGUUGCAACACUCACUACCGAUUGCCAAACUGCCUCUGGAAGCAAUGUCAGCACAAGAACUGUCUUCGUCGGGAGCUUCAAGAAAUGGGUUUCCAUGGCCAAGCAGCCGCACACAAGCCUAAGAUCACCAUGCGCAAUACCAAGCGUUGGCUGGAGUGGUGUAAAACUUGCCACCAUUGGACUCUGGAGCAGUGGAAACGCAUUCUCUGGAGCAUCUGGCAGUCUGAUGGACGAAUCUGCGUUUGGCGGAUGCCAGGAAAACGCUACCUGCCCGAAUGCAUCAUGCCAACUGUAAAGUUUGGUGGAGGAGUAAUAAUAGUCUGGGGCUGUUUUUCAUGGUUUGGGCUAUGCCCCUUAGUUCCAGUGAAGGGGAAUUUGAAUGCUACCGCAUACAAUGACAUUCUAGAUGAAUAUGUGCUUCCAACCUUGCUGCAAUAGCCCUUUGCUGUUUCAGCAUGAAAAAGAGAGGUCCAUACAGAAAUGGUUUGUUAAGAUAGGUCUGGAAGAACUUGACUGGCCUGCACAGAGCCCUGGCCUCAACCCCAUCGAACACCUUUGUGAUGAAUUGGAACACCGACUGCGAGCCUGGCCUAAUCGCCUAACAUUAGUGCCUGACCUCACUAAUGCUCUUGUGGCUGAAUGGAAGUCCCUGCAGCAAUGUUCCAACAUCCUGUGGAAAGUCUUCCCAGAAGAGUGGAGGCUGCUAUAGCCACAAAGGAGGGACCAACUCUAUAUUAAUGCCCAUGUUUUUGGAAUGAGUUGUUCGAUGAGCAUGUGUCCACAUACUUUUGGUAGUGGUAGUGUGUAAUGGGUAAUAUUACCAAUGGGUAAAGAUUGAAGCACUUCAGGAUGUUACAACCAAUCAGGACGUCUUCCGAGUUCAGUUGUUAAAAGAACAACCUUCUCUUCCUCAGUGCCAGUGUUUUCACCAAACCGAUUGUCUAUUAGCUCAGGUUUAGAAUACCCAGAGUUUGCCCACGGGGCAGCACAGGACACUCGGCUACAGUAAGCUAGUAGUAGACAAGAUUUUGGAUGGUCAUUUAUUUCAUGGCCACAUUGAAAGAGUUGCAACGUUAGAGAACAUUCCGAUAAGAAUACAUUGUUUAGAAAUACAUGAAUAGUGAGUCAUGUCAUUCGGUAAAGUCCAUUUCUGUUUGCAACAUUCGGUAAAACAUUAUUACCUUUUUUAAUAGGCCCCAGUUACUGCACCUUUCAAUAUUUCUCAAGACCUUAGUACAGGGGCGGGUGAUCUCAGACCUGGUCUGAGAUCAGUCUGAUGACUUCUAUAUCCGGGUAAUAAUACAGUUACCCAGUCCCCCAGGGGUUGUGUUGGAACUAGUCAGGAUUUUUUUUUAAAGUCAGUUGCAUUUCUGUUACCUACCCCGUUAAAAUAGCCGAAAUCUCCAUUUGCCCCAGUCCACGGGAUAUUCUGCUAUUGAACGUGCCAAUUCUUAAAUGUAGGCCUAUUAUUAUGAUAUAACAGGUGAAUGAAAUAAUGUUUGCCCAGACUUUUGUCAUAUUUUAUUGUUUUAUAUCCUUUUUGUUCUGGGUUAUUUUAUCUAUUGGUUUUUUUCUCCUCUGAUUUAUUCUCCCAUUGCGCCCCAGAGUCUAUCACUCCUAACGACAGGUCCAUGGUCAGAUAUUGUUUCAGUCCCUCUAAUGCUUCAUUCUGGAAUUGGGGUGAGCAUAAUCUGAUCCUAGAUCUGUUAAGAGGAAUUUAUUAAACCUUAUUAAACCAUUUUUCUAUCUGUUUAUCCCCACCUCGCAGAUUACCUUUGAUUUGUAAGGUCCUGUUAACCUCACAACUAUUACUCUGGAGCGAUCAAAACUCUAAAUGCUUAUGAAGUGCUUUGCCUCUUACUUCACUGUAAUCCUGGGGUGCACAGACAAUCACUGUACACACGUCAAUAAACCUGUUUUAAAACUA
Molecule: messenger RNA, 5142 nt
Organism: Oncorhynchus kisutch (coho salmon)
Lineage: Eukaryota; Metazoa; Chordata; Actinopteri; Salmoniformes; Salmonidae
Product: E3 ubiquitin-protein ligase pellino homolog 2-like
Exons: 7
Coding region: 239-1537 (432 amino acids)
Biological process (GO): protein polyubiquitination; regulation of Toll signaling pathway
Molecular function (GO): protein binding; ubiquitin protein ligase activity
Source: RefSeq, a predicted model, not a curated record